Messenger RNA from Pongo pygmaeus (Bornean orangutan), 3395 nucleotides. It is a transcript of the gene TDP1, whose product is annotated as tyrosyl-DNA phosphodiesterase 1. Gene Ontology annotation, cellular component: nucleus. The transcript has 16 exons. NCBI's taxonomy places the organism in Eukaryota, Metazoa, Chordata, Mammalia, Primates, Hominidae. The record is from RefSeq and is a predicted model, not a curated record. Gene Ontology annotation, molecular function: single-stranded DNA binding; 3'-tyrosyl-DNA phosphodiesterase activity; double-stranded DNA binding. Bases 350 to 2176 code for a protein of 608 amino acids. Gene Ontology annotation, biological process: DNA repair.
AUCCCAGGCUAGCGUUGGUUCUGUGUGCCUCAGGUACGUGCUUGGGCGGCAGUGGGGGCCGACACGGUGCGGUCUCUCGCGUGCUGCGGUCGGGCCCGGGAUCCUGCUCUUGGCCGGGUCGCAGUUCGCGGGCUGCUGGGGUCCGGCAGGGCUGGAGGCGGACCGCGAGGAACCGGCGCGGCCGGGAAGACGGGGCAGGGUCGCCUUGGCCCCGGGGCCUCGGUUUCCUCGGAUCACAGCGCCUCAGGGGGCGCGCACGGGCGCCGCGGAGACCUGUGUCCUGCCGGGGCGCGGCGCUAGGGGCCCCUGCUCGGGUUUUUAUUCCCAGACCUAAGCUUACAGGAGUAUAAUGUCUCAGGAAGGUGAUUAUGGGAGGUGGACCAUAUCUAGUAGUGAUGAAAGUGAGGAAGAAAAGCCAAAACCAGACAAGCCGUCUACCUCUUCUCUUCCCUGUGCCAGGCAAGGAGCAGCAAAUGAGCCCAGGUACACCUGUUCCGAGGCCCGGAAAGCUGCACACAAGAGGAAAAUAUCACCUGUGAAAUUCAGCAAUACAGAUUCAGUUUUACCUCCCAAAAGGCAGAAAAGCGGUUCCCAGGAGGACCUCGGCUGGUGUCUGUCCAGCAGUGAUGAUGAGCUGCAGCCAGAAAUGCCGCAGAAGCAGGCUGAGAAAGUGGUAAUCAAAAAGGAGAAAGACAUCUCUGCUCCCAAUGACGGCGCUGCCCAAAGAACUGAAAAUCAUGGCCCUCCCACCUGCCACAGGCUCAAAGAGGAGGAAGACGAGUACGAGACGUCAGGGGAGGGCCAGGACAUUUGGGACAUGCUGGAUAAAGGGAACCCCUUCCAGUUUUACCUCACUAGAGUCUCUGGAGUUAAGCCAAAGUAUAACUCCGGAGCCCUCCACAUCAAAGAUAUUUUAUCUCCUUUAUUUGGGACACUUGUUUCUUCAGCUCAGUUUAACUACUGCUUUGAUGUGGACUGGCUUGUAAAACAGUAUCCACCAGAGUUCAGGAAGAAGCCAAUCCUGCUUGUGCAUGGUGAUAAGCGAGAGGCUAAGGCUCACCUCCAUGCCCAGGCCAAGCCCUACGAGAACAUCUCUCUCUGCCAGGCAAAGUUGGAUAUUGCGUUUGGAACACACCACACGAAAAUGAUGCUGCUGCUCUAUGAAGAAGGCCUCCGGGUUGUCAUACACACCUCCAACCUCAUCCAUGCUGACUGGCACCAGAAAACUCAAGGAAUAUGGUUGAGCCCCUUAUACCCACAAAUUGUUGAUGGAACCCACAAAUCUGGAGAGUCGCCAACACAUUUUAAAGCUGAUCUCAUCAGUUACUUGAUGGCUUAUAAUGCCCCUUCUCUCAAGGAGUGGAUAGAUGUCAUCCACAAGCACGAUCUCUCUGAAACGAAUGUUUAUCUUAUUGGUUCAACCCCAGGACGCUUUCAAGGAAGUCAAAAAGAUAAUUGGGGACAUUUUAGACUUAAGAAGCUUCUGAAAGACCAUGCUUCAUCCAUGCCUGACGCAGAGUCCUGGCCCGUCGUGGGUCAGUUUUCAAGCAUUGGCUCCUUGGGAUCUGAUGAAUCAAAGUGGUUAUGUUCUGAGUUUAAAGAGAGCAUGCUGACACUGGGGAAGGAAAACAAGACUCCAGGAAAAAGCUCUGUUCCUCUUUACUUGAUCUAUCCUUCUGUGGAAAAUGUGCGGACCAGUUUAGAAGGAUAUCCUGCUGGGGGCUCUCUUCCCUAUAGCAUCCAGACAGCUGAAAAACAGAAUUGGCUGCAUUCCUAUUUUCACAAAUGGUCAGCUGAGACUUCUGGCCGCAGCAAUGCCAUGCCACAUAUUAAGACAUAUAUGAGGCCUUCUCCAGACUUCAGUAAAAUUGCUUGGUUCCUUGUCACAAGUGCGAAUCUGUCCAAGGCUGCCUGGGGAGCAUUGGAGAAGAAUGGCACCCAGCUGAUGAUCCGCUCCUACGAGCUCGGGGUCCUUUUCCUCCCUUCAGCAUUUGGUCUAGACAGUUUCAAAGUGAAACAGAAGUUCUUCGCUGGCAGCCAGGAGCCAAUGGCCACCUUUCCUGUGCCAUAUGAUUUGCCUCCAGAACUGUAUGGAAGUAAAGAUCGGCCAUGGAUAUGGAACAUUCCUUAUGUCAAAGCACCGGAUACGCAUGGGAACAUGUGGGUGCCCUCCUGAGAAUCUUGAGGCACUGUGAAAUUUAAGUGUAAGACAUUGAGCCACAAAUAUGGAAUCUCUUCUUUGUACUGGAUGUUCGCUUCCCUUAAAGUCUUAUUUGCACCCUUACAAAAUCUUUGCAAAGGUCACUUUUAUGAAUGGAUGUUGGUUAAACUUUUAAUGGACAUUAACAUUCCCAAUAAAAAAAGUAUUAUUUUCUUAAUUCACUUUUAUAGGUUUUGGAAUGAAAAUUAGUGAAUUUCUCUAUGUUAAAAAUAUGUACUGGUUGAGUAUGCCCUGUCUGAAAUGAUUGGGACCAGAAGUGUUUCAGCUUUUGGAUUUUUUUGAAUUUUGGAAUAUUUGCAUAUGCAUAAUGAGAUAUCUUGGGGAUAGGACCCAAAUCUAAACACAAAAUUCAUUUAUGUUUCAUAUACACCUUAUAUGCAAUAACCUAAAGGUGCUUUUAUAUGAUAUUUUAAGUAAUUUUAUGCAUGAAACAAAGUUUUGACAGCCUUUUGACCGUGAUUCAUCACAUGAAGUCAGGCAUGGAAAUUUUCACUUGGAGCAUCAUGUCAGCACUCAAAAAGUUCUGGAUCUUGGAGCAUUUCAGAUUUUCAGAUUAGGGAUGCCCAGGGUAGAUGAGUCUCUCUUCUAUUCCCAGAAACUUUCAGAGGAAACAGCUCAUAGAAACAUACAAAAGCACACAAGUAUUUUGGGAAAAAAUCCUAAAAGGUGACUUAAUUUGAUGCCUUAAAUUCACAAGUGUGGAAGCUAAGGCCUAGAAGGUUAAGGAUGUCCCCAGGGUCACACAGCGAGCUGGGCUCAGAGCUUGAGUGUCUUUGUGCUUUGUGUACAUUGCGUUCUCCCUAGGGUGCUUUAGACCCUGUUUGUUUUCUUCUGCAUGAGGCUGAUUUCCAGUUUGUCAUCAACCUCUUUAUCUUAUAAUUUAGGAUAGAGUUGAAUGUUAGUCUUGAAAGAUUUUCUAAAGUCUUUCAAACUGUUCCUCAGAGGCCUAGGAUUUUCCAAAAGUACCUUAGGAACCUUGUAGGCUGCAGCGGGGGUGUGGCGAUAAAGGAGGAGGCAGGGAGACAGGGCUGCAGGGCCUCCCACCUUCCAACAGACAGGCUCUGCUUUAUCUGUUUUACAUAUUGGGAUUCUGUAAAGGAAAUUAUCUGGGGUUUUGUAUGUAUUUUUGUGUGUUCUGCUUUUUUAAAAUAAACUUGAAAAGCUACUGAACUAA